Messenger RNA from Pelobates cultripes (western spadefoot toad), 3578 nucleotides. NCBI's taxonomy places the organism in Eukaryota, Metazoa, Chordata, Amphibia, Anura, Pelobatidae. The record is from the annotation of a GenBank genome assembly.
AUGUUUCCCCUUACUGCUGGGGACCGACGCCCUCAUGUACCGCUGACUGUAUGGUGGGGGCGGGGAGCCAACUGCACCAAGGUUUUGGCUUUAGUGGACACUGGAGCUGAAGUGACUGUACUACAGGGUAACCCCUCAAAGUUUGCAGGUCCCAUUGUGAAAAUAGAAGGUUUGGGAGGAAGGAUAACCAAGGCAGUGCAGGUUAAUGUAACUCUAUCUAUUAAUAAAGGCCCAAAGUUUGUGACUAACGCACUGAUUUCAGAAUUACCUGACAAUAUCUUGGGGAUAGAUGUAUUGCUAGGGCAAAGAAUAGAGACUCAGUGGGGGGUGUUCACCUUUGGAUUUCCACACAAGCCUUCCUAUAUCAGAGCUAUCAAGGAAGUUGUGAGGGGAAAUGCCAACUGGACACCUGUGGUAAUUCCUCCUCCUAGUAGUCCGGUAAGACUGAAGCAGUACCGGCUACCAGGAGGACUGAAAGAGAUCAGCGAGACAAUUUCUCAGCUAUUGACAUCAGGUGUAGUUCGUCCUGCAGUUAGCCCGUUUAACGCUCCUGUGUUUCCUGUCAAGAAGCCGGAUGGCUCUUGGCGCAUGACGAUAGUUUAUAGGGGACUCAAUAAAGUGGCACCACCAUUAAGCGCUGCAGUUCCCAAUAUCGUCUGUGUCAUUGAGGACAUAGCCAAGCAGGCCAGUGAGUGGCAUGCAGUGAUCGAUUUAGCUAAUGCGUUCUUUUCUAUUCCCAUUGCACCCGAGUCACAAGAUCAGUUUGCUUUUACUUGGGAAGGACGCCAAUACACUUUCCAAGUUGUGCCCCAGGGAUACUUACACUCCCCUACAAUUUGUCAUGGAUUGGUUGCAAGGGAUUUAAGCCAGCUCAAACUAAAAACCCCUGUGUUCCACUACAUUGAUGAUAUCAUGAUCACUGGUACCAAAGAAGAAGUGGAACAGACUUUGCCUUUGUUAAUUGACCAUAUGACUAAGAGAGGCUGGGCUUUCAAUCCAGACAAAGUACAGGGUCCGGCCCAGGAAGUAAAGUUUCUAGGAAUGAUCUGGGACGGCCCUGUAAGAAAGAUACCCCAACCUGUGCUGGAUACUUUACAGAACACUCCACCCCCAAAGACUGUUAAAGAAGCGCAAAGAUUUCUGGGUGCUCUUGGCUAUUGGAGGUCAUUUAUACCUCACCUUGGACUAUUGUUAAGGCCAAUUUACAAUGUCACACGUAAGAAAUCGACUUUUGUAUGGGGAACAGACCAAGUUACUGCAUUCAACGCAGCCAAAGAAGCUGUUCUUCAACACCAGGGUUUAGGACCCAUCAAAGCUGGAAUCCCUUUCCAACUGGAUGUGAUGGUGACAGAAAAUGUAAUGUCUUGGGGAUUAUGGCAGCCACAUGAAGUCAAAGGCCAGAGGGCAAUACCAAUUGGGUUCUGGUCCAAGCAACUAACUGGGGCCCAACAACGGUACUCUCCUUUGGAAAAGAACCUGUUAGCUGCAUACACAGCACUGCUGCAUGUGGAAACCAUAACACUACAAGCACCAAUGUCAGUCCGAACGGACCUACCCAUUGCUGGGUGGGUUCGGGAUGACUGUUUACCCCUGAAAGCUGAAGUUGCCCAAAGCCAGACAUUGUUGAAGUGGAAGUGGUACCUGCAGGAGAGAGGAGGGAUACAGGCUGGAGAAAUUAAAGAACUCUCUAAACUCUUAAAUGGCUUAGUGACAUACAAGUCCUUGUCACAUCCAAACACCUGUGAAAUACCAGUACUGCAACCUUCCCCUAUCAAGUCAGCUCCGCCCUAUGACAACUUGACAACAGAACAGAAGCAUGAUGCCUGGUUCACUGAUGGGUCAGCGGUGUUGACCCAUAAAGGAAGAAGGUGGACAGCAGUAGCCUACAGCCCUCAACAGGGGAAGAUUGUGCAAGAGCAAGGCAGGGGUGGAUCAAGUCAGUAUGCUGAGCUAGUGGCAAUAGCAUCCCUGCUGGAAGAGACUGACUCACAAGAAAUACAGAUCUAUACUGAUAGCUGGGCUGUUUACAAAGCGUGUACAACCUGGAUGCCCACCUGGAGAACCAAUGGAUGGCUAAUUCAUGGAAGACCAGUGUGGGGAGGUGCAGAAUUAUGGGAGAAGAUCUGGGUGGCUGCCCAGACCCGACUGAUCCAAAUUGGACAUGUUGAUGCCCACGUAGCUACUAACUUGGAUGAAGAGAACCACAAUGCUGUAGCAGAUGAGCUGACAAGGAUCCGAAAUGUGAAAGCUAGUGACCCUGUAGAUCCGGUGCUGUUGAAGAUGGCAACCUGGGCCCAUGAAACUGGAGGGCACAGAGGAAACAAGGCCACAUUGGAGUGGGCACGAUCAAGAGGGAUGCCAAUCACCUUGGGACUAGUAACCACUGCUCAACAAGUGUGUGAAGUCUGCAACGAAGUGAAGAAGUGGCCACUCACCACACAGACUCGAGGGUAUCUAAAGAAAGGCACAUCAGCAGGCCAGAUAUGGCAACUCGACUACAUUGGCCCGCUACCCAAAGGAAGAGGAGGACUCCUUUAUUGUUGUGCUGCCGUCGACACUUACACAGGAUUGCUACAGGUGCUACCUUGUAGAAGUGCCAAUCAAGCCGCUACAUUGAAGAUCCUACAGAUAAUCGUGAUGGCUUAUGGGAUGCCAUCUGAAAUUCAAACAGAUAAUGGCACCCACUUCACAGGACAGCUGGUACAACAAUGGGCACAGGACUCAGGGAUUAAAUGGAUAUUCCAUAUCCCCUAUCAUCCCCAAGCUGCGGGGUUGAUAGAGCGGUGCAAUGGGCUUCUAAAAGAACAAAUUAGGAAGCUAUCCCCCAGUAAAACGCUAAUGGGCUGGGAUCGGGUAAUUACCCAAGCGGUAAUGAUAUUGAACAAUCGACCAAUCGGACAGUUCUCCCCUUAUGACAGGUUGACCAGACAAAAUGAUACUCCGACUGUAAACAUGAGACUAACAUUCACAGGUGACAUUCCUACAUUGGUAGGAAAGAAUAGGUUUAGAGUAAAAGUCCUCUCCUCUGUUAAAAUAACAGUAGAAGGGGAAUGGCAAACUGUGACUCUAUCCAUUGGAGGCACCAUGCCUAUAGGGACAGAAGUCACAUUAAUUCUCCAUGAAAGGUUGGGGAAAGAUGGGUGGACAACCCCAGGUGUGGUGAAUACAUGUGGAAGUAUGUGGAGUGUACCUAUGUGUGGAGGUGGUGAGUUGUGUGUAGGAACGGUGUUGGGGGAGAUAGCCAUUUGGGUACCUCAAACAGUGUUAGUAACAUGGGACAAGACUGAGCUGAUUCAGGUAGGGUCCAAAGUUUGGGUGCUACUUAGAACUAGCGAGCAACAAAGGCAAAAGGGAGAAAUAAUUUCAGAUGGACCUGGUAAUACUAAGGUUGUGUUAUUAUGUGGUGAUAUUAAACCUGUUUUCUUUCCUUCCAGCAGGCUGGUGGCAAUUUAAAACAAUUGAGCCCAUGGUCCUCUAACAUCUUUAUGCAGAUCAGAGCUGUAACCUUUCUAAAUCAGUAUCCAUCAAGAAAGGAGUCUGGCCUUGGUUGGCAACGAGUGCUGCAGCUAUCCUGUUAA